This is a messenger RNA of Mus caroli (Ryukyu mouse), 406 nucleotides long. Its product is annotated as stefin-3. The record is from RefSeq and is a predicted model, not a curated record. Gene Ontology annotation, molecular function: cysteine-type endopeptidase inhibitor activity. Gene Ontology annotation, cellular component: cytosol. NCBI's taxonomy places the organism in Eukaryota, Metazoa, Chordata, Mammalia, Rodentia, Muridae.
CUUCUCAGCACCCUGCCCAGCAAUGAGUCAAAAAAACUUAAAAAUAAAGGGAGGCCUGUCAGAGGCCAGACCUGCCACACCAGAAAUCCAGGAGGUUGCUGACAAGGUCAGACCUCUGCUUGAAGAACAAACCCAUGAGAAAUAUGAAAAAUUCAAGGCCGUUGAGUAUAAAUCUCAAGUCGUUGCUGGACAAAAUUUGUUCAUUAAGAUGGAUGUAGGGAAUGGUUGCUUCCUUCACAUGAAAGUCUUCAGAGGCCUUUCUAGAGAAGAUGAUUUGAAACUUAAGGGUUACCAGACUAACAAAACCAAGACUGAUGAGCUGACCUCCAUGUGAGCAGCCAAUUCUAAAGUGGUCUGAUUCUUCUCCUUGUAAAGAGAUGCAGCCGUCAAUAAAGAAGCAAUCUUC